ACAAGCGAGGACGCACCGUUUCGAUGCCGUCCCUCGACCUUUCUCCGCCUCCAUUUUCCUUCACUUGACUUGAUUGGAGCGCAGGAACGAAAACCAGAGGACGAGAUAAGAGGGAGAGAGCGCAACACGUUUAACUUAGCCAUGGACACCCGAAUCUCGGCCUUUCUAGGCCUCCCCUCCCAUUCCUCCAAUCCCCACCCACAAUCUCUCACAGAUUUCACUUCCCUCUUCACCCAUCUCACUACCACUCUCAUAUCUUCCCCAAACCCCAAUCCCAAAUCCAAUUCCCACCUCUCCUUCGCCUCCACUUCCUUAAAACCCCAAAAGGCGAAACCCCAAAAGGCCCUUCUCAAGAGCCUCUCGGACCUCGAGCGCGCACUCAUCGGCGCGGCCGGUGGCGGCAUUGCCGGCGCCUUCACCUACGUCUGUCUCCUCCCGCUCGACACCAUCAAAACCAAGCUCCAGACCAAGGGUGCGUCCCAAAUCUAUGCCAACACCUUCGACGCCAUCGCCAAGACCUUCCAGGAGAAAGGGAUACUCGGGUUCUACAGCGGCGUGUCCGCAGUGAUCGUUGGCUCUACCGCCUCCUCCGCCGUGUACUUCGGCACCUGCGAGCUGGGGAAGUCGGUAUUGUCCAAGCUCGACCAGUACCCUUCCGUGCUUGUUCCCCCGACCGCCGGGGCGAUGGGGAACAUCGUGUCGUCGGCGAUAAUGGUGCCCAAGGAGUUGAUAACGCAGCGAAUGCAGGCCGGGGCCAAGGGGCGUUCUUGGGAGGUCUUGUUGAGGAUUUUGGAGAAAGACGGUGUACUGGGCUUGUACGCAGGUUACUCUGCCACAUUGCUAAGGAAUUUGCCGGCUGGGGUGUUGAGCUACUCGUCGUUUGAGUACUUGAAAGCCGCGGUGCUGAGAAGGACGGGGAAGGCCCACCUGGAGCCGGUUCAGAGCGUUUGUUGUGGGGCGCUGGCCGGGGCUAUAUCGGCGUCCAUUACGACGCCGCUUGACGUGGUGAAGACGAGGUUGAUGACUCAGCUUCAUGGGGGUGAGGCUGUGAAUAAGGUUGCGGCGGCGAUGUAUAGUGGGGUUGCGGCUACGGUGAAGCAGAUACUGAAGGAGGAGGGGUGGGUUGGGCUGUCGAGAGGAAUGGGGCCUAGAGUUGUUCACAGUGCGUGUUUCUCGGCGUUGGGGUACUUCGCGUUCGAGACGGCUAGGCUUGCCGUGCUGCAGCAAUAUCUCAAAAGGAAGGAGCUUCCUGAGGUGUCUGUUGCUCCUACUUGAUUUGGUGAAUUUGAUUAGGACUACAAGGCCAUUCGGAUGGUGGGAAGGUGAUGAAAUUUUGGGUGGCAGGUGGGACAUGGUUGGUUUGUAGCAAGGGGUGUUUCGGUGAGAAGAAAAUUCAGGGGAGGAGCGGGUAUGCGUGAUUAGAGAGAGAGAAGUGGAAUAAUAAUAAUAAUAAAAAAAUAUUAGAAAAUAAUAUUUAAAAAAAGUAUAGAGUUAUAAUAGAUAAUCUGUUGGAAUUUGCAUUAAAAAACUAGUCGCUAAAAUGUAAAAGGAGUAUUCUGAGCAGCAAAAAUAGCCUGGAGAUGCUCUUAGGAGUGAGAUAUAUAUGGAACUAGAGAUGCUUUUUUAUCCUCUAUUUGUUGAUGGGAAAUAUGUGAUGAUUGAAAGUGAGAAGUGGUACUCACUAAAUGCUCUAGUUUGCACCCUAGGAGAUUUACCAGGAAAGCUUGAAUAGUGUGAAUCUACAUGUAAAGAGUACAAUAGUCAUUGAUUUGUUUCUAGCCCUUGAAAAUAUGGAGGUUUUACGAGUUCCCUGGUUCGUAUGGAAUAAAGAUGUACGGUUUACAUGUACGCAACACAUGGUCUUCUCAGAGAUUCUAAUUCUAUUGUUGUUGCGACAUAAAAUAUGAUGUUUAUUUCUGA
This is a messenger RNA of Corylus avellana, 1920 nucleotides long. The record is from RefSeq and is a predicted model, not a curated record. Lineage: Eukaryota; Viridiplantae; Streptophyta; Magnoliopsida; Fagales; Betulaceae.